AUCUCUCUAGAUUGACAUAAGAGAAGUGGCGCGACUGAUACAAAAUAAGCCGACGACGAGCGACGAAACUUGAAAUUGAAAUUUUAAAUAUACAUCCCUACCCUUUCCGGAGAUAAAUAGUUGCAGAAUCUGUGCAUGGUUUUAAGAGGGAAAAAAGCAAAUCAAAAGCAUGUCCAGUGGCAUCCAAAGGAACUAUGGAUCACUUGAAGAAGAUGAGAUACUUUCUAGAGACGGCUCCUCGGCCGGGGAGCGCCGGCUGCCUCUGGCCGACCUGCUGCUGGUGUUGUUCGGGAUCAGCAGCUGGGUGGCCGUGAACGGCGUCUGGGCAGAGCUGCCGCUACUGGUCGCCGCGCUACCCGAGGGCUGGGCGCUGCCCUCCUAUCUCUCCGUGAUUGUUCAGCUGGCCAACCUGGGCCCGGUGCUCUACUCGGUGUUGAGGGCGCGGCUGAACGGCCGGGCCAGCCGGCUGGAUGUGGUGGCCGUGUAUACUAUGGUGACGGUGGGCGCCGCCGCCUGUCUGCUGUCUGGUCUGCUGUGGCGGCGCACGUCAGUUAUAGGAGGCACGUCACACAGUACGGCGCUCUUUACCCUGGUGUUUUUUAUCGCGCUGGUGGACUGCACCAGUAGUGUGGUAUACGUGCCAUAUACCGCCCGCUUCAAACACGGCUACUUGGUGUCGUAUAUGAUCGGCGAGGGCCUGAGCGGUCUGCUACCCAGCUUGGUGGCGCUCAUACAGGGAGUCGGCGGCAACGCUGAGUGUGUCAACGGCACGGGUCCGAACGGCAGCGUGGUGCCGGUGCCGGCCGAGCUGCAGCCGCGGUUCGCCGUCGACGACUUCUUCUACUUCCUCUGCAGCAUGAUGGUGGUAAGCGGCGUGGCGUUCGCUCUGCUGCAGCACCUGCCGCGGCUGGCGCCGGCCCGGGAGCCGGCUGACGGCGCUGCGGCGGUCGGCGAGCCGGCGGCGGCGGCCGGCUGCCCGCUGCCGCCGCCCGGCCCGGCCACACCGGUGGCUCUGAGCGCCAUGGCCCCUCUGCUGCUGCUUCAGGCCGCUAUCAGUCUCCUGGCCAACGGUGUGCUGCCCAGUGUGCAGUCCUACUCGGUUCUGCCUUACGGUAACGUGGCCUUCCACCUGGUAGCCACGCUCUCUCUGAUGGCCAACCCGGCCGCGUGCCUCGUACUGUACGCGGCGCCCGUGCGCCGGCCGGUGGUGGCCGCCGGCUGGGCGGCACUGGGCGGCCUCUGCGCCGUCUACCUACUGGUGACGGCAGCACUCAGUCCGACGCCACCUCUGCAGGGCACCGCCGCCGGGCAGGCUCUCGUGGUGCUGGGCUGGGUGCUGUUUGUCGGCCUGACCACCUACUCCAAGGUGGGCAUCGCCAGCCUGCUGCGGCCUUACGGCGGCCGGGCUCUGUUCUGGUACGGAGCGGCCACCCAGGCAGGCUCCACGCUCGGCGCUCUGGCCGCCUUCCUGGCAGUCAACGUGUUCGACGCCUUCCAGGGCUACUACCCCUGCUGACACGCCGCGCCAAGUAGGCCAUCGUUAUGUCACAUGGUCUGAGGCUUCGGCGAAUGUCUGCGGGAACCCUCCUAGUAUCUGGGCUCUGGAUACCGAUAGGGCUAUUUUAAUGGUAUGCAUCCGAAGGCCCUGCUAUUAAUGGACAGGAGGCCUGUUAAAUGCCAUGCAUACGGUGGUCCCCUGCAGUUAGUGUACCACGAUCGGGCUGUUUUAUUGGUAUGCAAUAUUCAACCGAGAGCCCUACUUUUUCAUCGACAGUGCUGGUUUUCAUGUUACGGUCCCGUGUGUCCCAUACCUUCCCCAUUCACAGAGGCGCUAUACAGUCAAUGCUGAAUAUUGUCUGCUCCCACCCACCGGUGAAAUAUGUUCCUACGAGGUCGUCUUAACGCUACGAGGUCCGUUACGAUGUCUGUUAUUAUUAUCCGUGAAUUGUCGCGCACGUUACCCAACACCACCCACCUAGAUUGUCCUACAUUACCACCGAGCUUUGUAGCAGGGAUCAGAUAGUUACCUACACUACCCAGUUUAGUGAUGUCCCCACAUGAAUAUUAUAUAGUACGAACUCACUUAGAAGGCGGGUUUGUGUCUUCAGUAGAACCGUUCAGUUAAACCGGCCCGAGCCUCUUUGUAAUAAGGGAAGAAGAGAAACUCGUACAGCUUGUUGUAUGCCUAGAGAUAACUACAUACAUAUGUGUUAUGUAUAAACUAGCCAUGACAUAUUUUGCACUAACGUAGCAAUUAUUUUACGUAAGUUCAACGCCCCACAGUAAGCAUACUUACCUGCAUGUUUGCUGGUUGUUAUGUGGAACUGUAGACACUGAUAUUACUUGUUGUUUAAUAGUGGAAAAGAUGUAAUUCUGCUUAUAUGCAUAUGUUUGUUUACUAUUUUAACUGCGUUUAAUGACAUUUUAAAAUUUAGGUUUGAACGUAUCACAGACCUAGAGUGCUUAUUUAUAUUACAUUUCCUGCUAUUGAACUUUAGUGAGAUCAUUUAUGGCAUUGUUAACGUAUUCUUUGUAUCGUUGUUUAUUUGUCUCGUUAUUUUGUCGCAAGAUUGAUAGUCAUUGCGAACGGUCAGUCAAUAUGACAUAUUUAACCUCGGAUAAGCAUUAGAUUUAAUAAUUUCCCCAGGCUGUUAGUAUAUCUAGGCCAGUCGAACGUUGCAUAUCGGCUGACGAAAGUAUGGAGUUUUAAUUGUGACACAUUAUCAAACUGAACAGACAUUUAGACUCAGGUAAUACGGCUUUCCCGCAUUGAACGCUUGCUACUAUUUUACCCCUGCUACCACCAUUGAGUUCAUUCUGUAAAAGAGUGGAUUGCUUCGCAAUAUGGAGUUAUACCUAAUAGGUGUGGACUGUGGAACCAUCAGCUGUGGCAUGGUGAGCAGUAGCUUUACGAAUUAUUUGCUUCUGCAUCCAUCCUGACCUUACUGACCUCUGGUGGUGCAUUUGCUCAAUUUCUAAUGAAGGAAGAUAGUCAUCAUCAGUGGCCUAUCUCUCCCCUGACCCCCGGUCGCUUUGAAGUCCCGCCGUGAAACGAGCUGGCGUUUAAAAAUAAUCAAACUCCUCCUAGUUCUUGGAACAAGUGCAUGAAGGCAUGCAGACGAAUGUAUCACGUUACUGUUUACAUUGAAGCAGCCCUAGUCCUCCCGGCUAAUCAGGAUAAUUUGGUCAGUGUAAGACAAACAUGUUCUGUAAAUAUUACUUACACCUCUUCCGGUUUCAUCAGUAGUAUAGCUGUGAAAUCGGGCCACACCUUUCCGCGUGGAGUGAUGUUGCUGUGUUUUAUGUCUCCCUCACAAACACCAAGCACUACUGACCUAUCGAACACUAGCCAGUGUUUGCGCUUUGUUUGGGCUGCUCGGCCCGCCUCUUGCCGCCGAGGCAAGAGGCGGGCCGAGGCAUGUUCGAGUGAUGUUUGGCGAUGUUUGACUGUUGCUUCAUAUUCGAACGACGUUUGACUGACGCUCAAGCGGUGUCUCUCCCUCCCUCCGGGACCAUCUCCCACCCUCCGCCCCUUGCUGUAUCCGUGUGACGGCCCGUGAAGCGCCCGUCCCCGUGCGGCGGCAUGUAUCAGUGAUAGACUCCCCGGUCAGUGAUAGACUACCGUGCACGAUGCGACCGCUCGACGUGACGACCGGCUCCUGUGCUAGCACACUCAUAAACAGACUGAUUAUAUUAUCCACCGAGUGUAAUGUAUUCCUGGAGCGCCGCCACUCGCCCGCGACAGGACUCACGUCAUAGGAUCCACCCCGUCACGGCGACUAGUGUUGAGCUUUAGCGGUAUCGCGUUCUGCCUGGAAGCGGUCUUUUAUUAGCCGAGAAUGACGAUAGCGCUUUUGUAGCGGGAAGUGGCUCGUAGUGGUUCUUGGUAUUGGCUUUCAGUUGAAGUCAUUGGUCAGUUCAGGUGCAAGUCUAGUGUCAGUGUUCCUGCAAUAUCUGAUGCAAGCGCGACCUUCGUGGUCAUUGUAUGUGAGCAUGUGAUUGCACAACUGUGUGAACGAGCCGUCUACAUUACAUGAGUAGUACAUGAGCAUAUUGCUCCAUUGUUCAUGGAUUAUUGACAGUUCAAAUGUGCUUCCUCUGGGACCACAAUUGUGCUAUAACUGCGUAUAAUAUACUUACCAUAUACAUA
Messenger RNA from Amphibalanus amphitrite, 4150 nucleotides. Its product is annotated as solute carrier family 52, riboflavin transporter, member 3-A-like. The transcript has 4 exons. The record is from RefSeq and is a predicted model, not a curated record. Bases 170 to 1516 code for a protein of 448 amino acids. NCBI's taxonomy places the organism in Eukaryota, Metazoa, Arthropoda, Thecostraca, Balanomorpha, Balanidae. Gene Ontology annotation, biological process: riboflavin transport. Gene Ontology annotation, cellular component: plasma membrane. Gene Ontology annotation, molecular function: riboflavin transmembrane transporter activity.